UGGUAGCAGUAACGCAACGCGGUAUAACUUGGAAGUACAGCACCUGUGUUCGACGUUAUUAACUCUAGCCUGCGGUACACGUGCGUACCGGUCAACAAUUUUUGGUAGUUUUUAAACACGUCGCAAUUGGCUCGAUACUUUGCCAGUACAGAGAAUGUUGAUGAGGUGGAUCAGUAGAGUAGGUAUAGUUUCAGUCAGCACAUUCAAUCAUCAUCGCUACCAAGUAGUUAACUUUUUUAUUUAGUCAACGUUCAGCGACCUGUAAAAGUCUGGUUGCUUCAGUCUGCUCCUCACUCUGUAGCGCAGCGGAGUUAAACAAUAGGUGUGUUUACAACGAACAUAUGUAACCAAAAUGGUGAAACAGGUAACACUUGAGUCACCUAGUGAAAUGCAACUAAUGUCACCCACCGAAGAUGGAAAGGCUCUCCCUGGUAGCCAAGAAUUUGAGCCUAGUAAAAUACAGAUGAAAAAACAGCUUGGCUUGCUGGAAGGAGUUGCUAUAAUUUUAGGAAUCAUAUUUGGAUCAGGAAUUUUUGUUUCACCGAAGGGCGUAAUCAAAGAAGUAGGUAGUGUUGGCUUAUCUCUCAUCAUAUGGGUCUUUUGUGGUUUGCUCUCUAUGGUUGGAGCGUUGUGCUAUGCGGAAUUGGGUACAAGCAUACCUGUUAGCGGUGGUGAUUAUGCUUAUAUUCACGAAGCCUUUGGACCAUUACCAUCGUUCUUGUAUUUGUGGGCAGCAAAUUUGAUAUUCGUUCCUACAACGAACGCUAUUAUGAGUCUCACUUUUGCUCAGUAUGUUCUCCAACCAUUUUUUCCGAAUUGUGAAAUCCCUGAUGAUGGUAUGAGACUCAUAGCUGCUGUCACUAUAUGCUUGCUGACUUUUAUCAAUUGCUACGAUGUUAAAGAGACAUCAAUGAUGCAGAAUGUGUUCAUGUUUGCUAAGGUCGCUGCAUUAGUUAUAAUUAUUAUCACUGGAAUGACCUGGUUAGGACUUGGGCAUACAGAAAAUUUCACAACACCAUUCGAAGAAACUAAUACUGAUCCAGGAAAAAUUGCAGUUGCAUUUUGCUCUGGUAUAUUUUCUUAUUCUGGCUGGAACUAUCUGAAUUUUAUGACAGAAGAACUCAAAAAUCCAUAUGUAAAUUUACCUCGUGCUAUCUACAUAUCGCUGCCAUUGGUGACUUUCAUCUAUGUUCUCGCCAAUGUGGCUUAUUUAGCAGUGUUAACACCAGAUAUGAUGAUCGCCUCUUAUGCUAUUGCUGUGACGUUUGGGGAUCAAGUACUGGGAGUCAUGUCGUGGACGAUACCUGUGAUGGUAGCAAUUUCAGCUUUUGGCGGCUUAAGCGUCCAUAUCAUGACUUCUUCACGGAUGUGCUUCGUAGGUGCUCGGAAUGGGCAAUUUCCAGCUAUGUUGAGCUACAUUAAUGUGUCCAAGCUGACUCCUACCCCUGCCUUGGUGUUUUUGUGUAUUUUGUCACUAUGUAUGCUUUGCACCAGUGAUGUAUUUGUGCUAAUUACUUACUGUAGUAUCGUGGAGACAUUCUUCAUUACAUUAUCUAUUGCCGGUAUUUUAUGGCUGAGAUAUAAGAGACCGAACAUGGAGAGGCCCAUCAAGGUUUCAUUGUGGGUACCUAUUACGUUUGUGAUGAUAUGUAUUUUCCUCAUUGUGGUAUCUUGCUAUCAGGCACCAUUUGAAGUAGGUAUAGGCACUCUAAUUACCCUGUCUGGAAUCCCUGCUUAUUACGUCGGAAUUGUGUGGAAGAAUAAACCAAAGUCAUUUCAACGUCAGUACAAUCGCAUCACCUGCACAAUACAAAAAUUGUUUGUAGCUGCGAGGGAAGAAAGAGAUCAGUAAUUACUGAAGUUUUUGCAAUUCAAAACAGUAUUUGGUGCGUGCAUAAUUACU
This is a messenger RNA of Neodiprion virginianus, 1903 nucleotides long. RefSeq names its product Y+L amino acid transporter 2 (gene gb). The record is from RefSeq and is a predicted model, not a curated record. Bases 353 to 1852 code for a protein of 499 amino acids. Gene Ontology annotation, molecular function: L-amino acid transmembrane transporter activity. The transcript is spliced from 12 exons. Gene Ontology annotation, cellular component: membrane. NCBI's taxonomy places the organism in Eukaryota, Metazoa, Arthropoda, Insecta, Hymenoptera, Diprionidae. Gene Ontology annotation, biological process: amino acid transmembrane transport.